This is a messenger RNA of Syzygium oleosum, 522 nucleotides long. RefSeq names its product cytochrome P450 81D11-like. Lineage: Eukaryota; Viridiplantae; Streptophyta; Magnoliopsida; Myrtales; Myrtaceae. The record is from RefSeq and is a predicted model, not a curated record. Gene Ontology annotation, molecular function: heme binding; oxidoreductase activity, acting on paired donors, with incorporation or reduction of molecular oxygen; iron ion binding. The coding region runs from base 1 to 522 and encodes 173 amino acids. The transcript has a single exon.
AUGCUGCUUACUGGAGGUGACACCACGGCCACCACGAUAGAAUGGACCAUGAUACUUCUCCUCAACCACUCGGAAGCAAUGCGAAGGGCUUGCGACAAGAUAGAAUCCGAAGUAGGACAUGAUCACCUCCUCAAAGAAUCUAACCUCACUAAUCUCAACUACCUUCAAAACGUCUUUAGCGAGACAAUGAGGUUGUAUCCAAUAGCUCCGCUUCUGCUUCCGCACGAAUCCUCGGAGGACACGACCAUUGGGAACUUCCAUGUUCCGCGAGGCAUGACGUUGCUGGUAAACGCGUGGAGCCUUCACCGGGACCCCAAGCUAUGGGUGGAUGCUGAGAGAUUCAUGCCCGAGAGAUUUGACAAUGACAAAGAGAGUACCGAAGGGUUUAAAAUGAUUCCUUCGAUGCCGGAAGGCAAGCUUGUCCCGGGGCUGCUCUUGGGAGGAGAGUGGUGGAGUUGGCGUUGGGAGCAUUGCUCCAGUGCUUCGAGUGGCAGAGAGUUGGCUCGGAGGAGAUCGACAUGA